CAGCGAUCGCCGGUGCGCUGUGUCCCUCGGACACAGCGGAUCAUGGAAAGAGCCAAAGAUGUCGGCUCAGUCAUGUGAUCAGCUGUGUCCAAUCACAGCUGAUCACAUGGCACUGAUGAUCAGUGUGGCCCCAGAAGUGCCACCUGUCAGUGCUCAUCAAUGCCACAUAUCAGUGCCCAUCUGAGCUGCCUUUCAAUGUCACCCAUCAGUGCCAGUCAGUGCCACCUAUCAAUGCCAAUCAAUGCUGCCUUUCAGUGCCCAUCAGUGAUGCCUGUCAAUGCCCAUCAGUGCAACCUACCAGUGCCACCUAUCAGUGCCCAUCAGUGCAGCCUAUCAGUGCCCAUCACUGCAGCCUCAUUAGCGCACAUCAUU
Messenger RNA from Staurois parvus, 372 nucleotides. The record is from the annotation of a GenBank genome assembly. NCBI's taxonomy places the organism in Eukaryota, Metazoa, Chordata, Amphibia, Anura, Ranidae.